This is a messenger RNA of Anoplophora glabripennis (Asian longhorned beetle), 1799 nucleotides long. RefSeq names its product U4/U6 small nuclear ribonucleoprotein Prp31 (gene Prp31). Gene Ontology annotation, cellular component: precatalytic spliceosome; U4/U6 x U5 tri-snRNP complex; U4 snRNP. Gene Ontology annotation, biological process: spliceosomal tri-snRNP complex assembly; mRNA splicing, via spliceosome. NCBI's taxonomy places the organism in Eukaryota, Metazoa, Arthropoda, Insecta, Coleoptera, Cerambycidae. The record is from RefSeq and is a predicted model, not a curated record. The transcript is spliced from 6 exons. The coding region runs from base 99 to 1589 and encodes 496 amino acids.
UCUGACAAUAAUAAACAUAACCUAUAAUUUUCUGCAUAUCGCGAAUAGUGAACGUUUAUGUUGUGGUUUACCGUAGUGUAAAAAAAAGAUAAAGAAAAAUGUCUUUAGCCGAUGAAUUAUUAGCGGAUUUGGAGGAAAAUGAUCAGGAUGAAUUUGGAGAUGCCAUGGAAACAGAGGAAGAAGAGCCCGAAAAAGAGGAAAAACCUGACAUUAUAAAAGAUCUUAUGGAAGUGGAUACCGCACAAGUAACGUCAGUACGAGAAUUAUGUAAAUUAAGAGAUUCCCAUAAAUUGAGAGAUAUUAUGAGACAGAUUGACAGCUAUGGUACGAAAGUUAGGAAAGCUGCAGAAAUUAUAGGACCUGUUGAAGCAGAUCCCGAAUACCAGCUAAUCGUAGAAGCCAACAACAUUGCUCAGGACGUAGAUAAUGAAAUAGUUGCUGUUCAUAAAUUUGUCAGAGAUAAAUACCAAAAAAGAUUUCCUGAAUUGGAGUCACUAGUCGUUAGUCCUUUAGAAUAUGUGAGAACAGUUAAAGAACUAGGAAAUGAUUUAGAUCAGGCCAAGAAUAAUGAAAUAUUACAACAGUUUCUCACACAAGCUACUAUUAUGGUUGUAUCAGUAACUGCUUCUACAACCCAGGGGACCAUGCUGACAAAAUUUGAAAAAGAGCAAAUUGACGAAGGUUGUGACAUGGCAAUGGAAUUAAAUAACUUUAAAUUAAAGAUAUAUGAAUAUGUAGAAAGUCGCAUGGCAUUUAUAGCACCAAACAUAUCAGUUAUUCUUGGUGCUUCUAUAGCAGCUAAGUUGAUGGGAGUAGCAGGAGGAUUAACAAGAUUAUCUAAAAUACCAGCAUGCAAUGUAUUACUUCUUGGUCAACAGAAGAAAUCAUUAUCAGGAUUUUCACAGACGACCAUGUUGCCGCACACAGGAUUUGUCUAUUAUUCUGAGAUAGUACAAAAUACUCCUCCGGAUUUGAGAAGAAAAGCUGCAAGACUUGUGGCAACAAAAUGCACCCUUGCUGCAAGAGUAGAUGCUUGCCACGAAAGCGCCGAUGGAAGAAUUGGUAGAAUGCUUAGAGACGAAAUAGAACGUAAAUUGGACAAGCUACAAGAACCGCCACCAGUUAAAUUUGUUAAGCCUUUACCUAAACCUAUAGAUCAGCCCAAGAAGAAAAGAGGUGGUAAACGAGUUAGGAAAAUGAAGGAAAGAUAUGCUAUGACUGAAUUUAGAAAACAAGCCAACAGAAUGAAUUUUGCAGAUAUUGAAGAUGAUGCCUAUCAAGAGGAUUUAGGCUAUUCAAGAGGCACCAUAGGAAAAGCUGGUACAGGCAGAAUUCGAUUGCCUCAAGUUGAUGAAAAAACUAAAGUUAGGAUAUCGAAAACUUUACAGAAAAACCUCCAGAAGCAACAAAUUUGGGGAGGUAGUACAACAGUGAAAAAGCAAAUAUCUGGAACUGCUUCUAGUGUGGCUUUCACACCACUUCAGGGUUUGGAGAUAGUAAAUCCACAAGCUGCCGAAGUGAAGGUGAACGAAGCCAACGCAAAGUAUUUCUCAAAUACUUCAGGAUUUUUAAAGUUGGAUAAAAAAUAAGGUUUUUGAAAAUGUAGAACUUUCUUAAUCUUUAUUGUCGAAAAAAAACAAAUUAAAUGACAAAAAAAUUAAAGAAAAUCUUGUUCAUUGUGGAUGUUGUAGAGCAAAUUGUAUCAUCCCUAAAGUUACUUUAGAGUGACAAAAAAUAUUUGUAACAGAAUAUAGUACAUAAAUAAAAUUUAUUUAAAAUAACAUAAAUAAUAAAUUCAA